Cuscuta europaea is the source of this 3001-nucleotide messenger RNA. NCBI's taxonomy places the organism in Eukaryota, Viridiplantae, Streptophyta, Magnoliopsida, Solanales, Convolvulaceae. The record is from the annotation of a GenBank genome assembly.
AAAAUUAAUUUUCCUUUUAGAAAACCUCUUCCAUUGGAGUGGAGCGGAAAAGAAAUGGGGAUUCAGGAUUUCAUCAGCUCCACCACCAAUUCACUGAGACGGAAGUCCGUCGCUCUCGUGAAGCAAGCAUGGGCAGCUUCUCGCGCCUUCGGAUCUGCAGCUAUCGCUAAGAUCGGCGACGCCCCUAGAGCCAUCAAUAUUCACCGGCUCGACCCGGUUCGCUAUAUGCCCUAUGAUGAAUCUCGUGCAAAGGUCGUCGUCUUCUCCAGGAAAUUCGCUAGAAACACCGUCUUCUUCAGCCUCCAAUGGUAGAAAACCCUAAGUGAAAAUCUAAACGCCUGCUCCGCUUCACAUGAUAUUAGACACGCCUGCGCCCUGCUUGUGCCUCUCCGCCCUCCCAUCCGGUUAGUGCUAUUGCUUUCUUCGAUAGUCCGCUGGAUAGCAGACAGCUCCGCGGCCCGCCUGUGCUUUUCUGCCAUUGGCCGAUGCUUUCUCCAAUUUUCCUGUCGUACCUUUUGAUUUGCUUAUUAGGUACGCCCGUUCUUUAUCGGUUACUGCACAUUGCCACCCCCGCAUUCCUCAUUCCCCAUUUUUAACACUCAGAGAAGAAUGAUAAUUGCUGUUUGGGGCUUUGGGAUUACUGGAUGUAAUAAUGAUUUCAUAAAUAAAUCUCAAAUUAGGGAUCCCAUAUUACUUUGUUGUUUUGUGUGAUGCGGCCAUAACUUGACUCACUUUGAACUGGUAGAUUUUUACUUUGAAUUUUCAAUGUUUCGCGAGCACAUUUUGGCAACCUCUGGAUAGUCAUUGUGGUUAGGAGUUUACUGAGAGUGCUGAUGGUAACACUUCUGUUUUUGGUUCCAAGCAGUGACCCAAACUCCUAUGUCCUUCCUAUUGAAAUGUUGAAGACUAAGAAUGGCUAAAAUUUUACAGAAAGUGACAUUAGUAGGGAAAUGGUUAUCAAUAUCAAGUCUAAGGAUUUUGUUAUAUGUACUCAUGAUGUGAGAACUUACACUUUUUUCUUUGUGUUUUGACAACUUAUCUAGUUGUGUGUAUAUACAUGCAGGGGCCUGAAAAUUUGUCCCGGGAAGGGAAAAAAGUGUAUAUGAAAAUACUUUUACUUUUUAAUGUUUUCAAAUAAUGUUCAUAGAGUCAGGUGAUUGUUUCACUUCAAAAUAAAACCAAUUUUUAUUUCAUUUCAGGUUUACAAAUGAGGUUCCCCUGUAUAUAUCAUGUAAAGGUUUCCCUUCCCUAUUACUUAUAUUUGCAUAGGAUAGACAAUGAGCUUUUUCUUUUUUAUACUAUAUACAUAAUUGUGACAUCUCUUAGAUAUUUCCCACCAUUCAAGUUCUCAUUUCUAUGUACUUGUAUUGAAUUGCAAAGUGAAAGGAUACUCUCUCAAACUUGUGAAUUAUUGGAUAGGCAAUAAUUCUUAUACCCUAGUAUUUGCAUUGAUGUCAAUUCAAUUGCAAUUUAUAAUUAUGAAGGUUAACAUUUAGUAUAUUUACCCAACUUAAUGUAAGAUUAUGAGAUAACCUAACUUCAGGAUAUUACUAUACGUUUUAAAAGUGUAUUAGUUCUAUGGUUGAUGAAUCUUACAUUUAAUUCAAUUACAAUCUAUAAUGAUGAGGGUUAAUUGUUAAUAUAUUUACCUGACUAGUGUAUUAGUUUCUACAGGGACUUUGCAAAUUUAAUGUAAAUCUUGUAUGAGACUAUGCAUUCAAUGAGAAACUUAUAUAUAGACCUGGUAUGUAAUGUGAGUAUAUGAAUAACUUUUAUCUACCUUUAAAAUCCUGGUGCGUAUUUGAAUUGGUACCUUUGUUACACUUCCAAAAGAAGAUGAAUUAGCAGGGAUAUAUUUAUCUUAAAUAUGAAUAAAAAUGAAUGAGCAGGGAUAUAUUUCUCUUAAAUAUGAAUAACAAUGAUUUCAUAAAAAAGUUUUAAGCUAGCUAUGAGUAGAUUAGAUACUCUAUUUUCUUUUAAAGAUUUUCAACUAAAAGAGUGAUAGAGAGCGGGAAGAGCAGGGAGAGCAGGGGGCUGUGUGGAAGAGGAGGGUCCGAGACCCGAGAGGCUGUCGGUUUACUGCAGGCGGGAAUGGGCUUGAGGUUGAUUAUAAUUUUUCUCAUUUGUUUCCUAUUUGGAGUUAAUUAGGAUUUCUAUUAUUCGUUUCCUAUUUGAAGUUGAUUAGGAUCUCUAUAUUUUGUUUACUAGUUGGAGUUGAUUAGGAUUUCUAGGAUUUUGUUUCCUACUUUGUUAAAACCCCAACUCUAUUACUUAGUUGUGAACUCAACAAAGUUCAAUUUGUCGCUCAACAAAGUUCAAUUUCUCACUCAUAAUAAUUAAAGUAAACAUUGGGUAAGUCAUGUACUGUCUAACUGUGUCAGUGUAUUGCAGAGUUGAACUUAUAUAAUUGCAUUUGUGUGUGGCUGGUGAUUAUUAGUUUGUUUAGAUUUUGAAUUUUGAUGUAAUGGAGGAUCCUAGUAUUUUAUUAGGUGAAGCAGUGUGUUGCUGAGUCCUUUCUUAUACUGGGGCACAUCCUUUGAUCAUGUAAUUUCUGACUUUACAUUUGGUUGUUAGCAGUUAUCCAAAAAAUAAUAAUACAACCCAAGAGUACAAUUGUUGUGGAUGAUCGUCUAUCAAAGUGAGGGAUUCACAUGAAGAUGAAGAUGGAAGCGAAUCAAAUGAUGAAUGAUGCAUACCCAUGAUUUGUCACUUGAGCUUCUCCUAGUAGCAGUGAUAAACAAUCUUUUGGUUUGUGAACAUGAUGUUCAACAGUUUGCUACUUAUGAAACUCACGUCUUUGUCAAAGAGCUUUUAACAUAGCUAUUUUGCAUACUUUUGAAUGCUUUUGUACAACCUUAGUUGCUUGGUUUGUAAUGUAAUGGAUUUGAUGUUGAGGCCAACAUUUGUUUCACUUUUGUACGUAAUUAUAAUUAAAUGGCAGCUAGUUACAUUGAUUGGUAUAGGUGUGUAAAAACAUCCUGACUGCAUGUGUGCAAAUAUA